GCGACAAGCAAUUCUACAGUCAACCCCCGCGACUUUCUGCCGACACGCACAAUGCUCGACGACGAGCACAGGUGCUUCGUUGAGCUGAGCGAGAUGGCCCGACACUAUGACGACCACAUGUUGCCGCUGUGUGCCACGCUUGACAGCGUGUGUCCGCAGGCGACCAAAAUCGCCCAGAUCCAGUGCAUCCCAAUUAUCGGCAACCUAGUCGUGUUUGGUUUGUCCAUGCGUUUUGCGCUUCGCACAUUGCACUUCAGGUGCUUCCAGAGACACCCAAUUUGGUCAAUGCUGCCGGUGAUUCUGGUGGUCUUCGUUCUAGGUUUUAUCCCGUUUGUAGGUGUCUGGGCUACGUUUAAGCUGCGUCCAAUCUACAGGGCGUGGCUGAUAUUUAGCAAGGCCAUCGACGAGGCUAAUCUUAUUCCGGGACCGUCGACGAGAGGCAUGCAAGCUGAGUAUCCAUCGCAUACGGCUGAUGUUGUGUCCAAGGAGGAUGCGGUCGAGAGCGGUGUGGCAGAGCAUUACGACUUGGCAGCGGUCAUUGAUGAGUACAGCGACUUCACGCAUUUCUCUUACCUUGGAGAUACCGGUUCAGGCACGCCGACUACUUCCUGGACAAACUCCACUGCUGCUUCGCGGUCUGUUAGCCAUGCCAUUACCAUGACCAAGCUGGAGGGCAUGGGGCGCAAAGCACACCCCGACUGAAAAUGCGAACCAUUCGUGGCUUCCUUCACACAAAGAAAAACAAUUCCCUGUAUUAAAAUGUG
This is a messenger RNA of Linderina pennispora, 764 nucleotides long. RefSeq lists its product as uncharacterized. The record is from RefSeq and is a predicted model, not a curated record. The transcript is spliced from 3 exons. NCBI's taxonomy places the organism in Eukaryota, Fungi, Kickxellomycota, Kickxellomycetes, Kickxellales, Kickxellaceae. The coding region runs from base 52 to 702 and encodes 216 amino acids.